This is a messenger RNA of Hypomesus transpacificus, 1206 nucleotides long. RefSeq names its product reticulon 2b (gene rtn2b). The coding region runs from base 104 to 772 and encodes 222 amino acids. NCBI's taxonomy places the organism in Eukaryota, Metazoa, Chordata, Actinopteri, Osmeriformes, Osmeridae. The transcript has 7 exons. The record is from RefSeq and is a predicted model, not a curated record.
GACAGGGCUGGGGUGGCCAAAAAAAGCCUGGGGACCGGACUCAUACAGUGGGAGUGCAGGGGGCUUAAGGAGAGGGCUAAGCAGCAAGACAACAGCUGCUGAGAUGGCCACCAAAGGUAAGCUGGCAAAGGUUGUGGAGCUGGUGUACUGGAAGAACAUGGGGAAGACAGGAGUGGUGUUCACUGGGCUGGUGGUGGGCCUGGCCAGCCUGUUCCAGCUCAGUGCCCUCACGGUGCUGUCCUACCUGGGCCUGGGCAUCCUGUGUGUCACCUUCCCCCUGCGCUUCUACUACAAGUUGUUGGAGCUCCUUCGCUGGAACCCUGAGAAGGAACAGCCCUUCCAGACCUACCUGGAUGAGGACAGCUCUCUGACGAAUGAAGAUACAGUGGUGUUGGUGGAGAAGGCGGUGCUGCUGAUUGCGUUUGCUCUUACGGAGCUCAAACGCCUGCUGUUCAUUGGCAGCAUCACAGAUUCUGUGAAGUUUGCAGUGUUGUUGUACCUGUUGUCCCAUGUGGGAAUACUGACCAAUGGACUGACCCUGGUGAUUGCUGGUGUCAUCUGCCUCUUCUCUUUUCCGCUACUUUACAAAAAGCAGCAGGGACGGAUAAAGAGGCUGGUGAGAGCGGUCAAGGGUUUCCUGAGGAGAAUCAAAAACAUGUUUAAGAGGAUGUACAGAAAGAUCAGACCCGUUUCUGUCCCUGCUCCUGACUCUGACCCUGCCCCUGCCCUUGCCCCUGUGCCAGCCCCUGCCCCCAAACCGAAGUCCAAGUGAUGAGUAGAAGGUGCUGCAGCAGAGGAGGGGGGUCACUCACAUGUCUUAUUGGGCCACCUGGACUGUCCUGGACUGCUCUGGAUGAGGCUAUAGGGACCUAAUGGGGGAGGGGGGGGGGGGUGCUGAUGGAAGUGCUUUUAUUACCAUUUUCCCAUAUUUGUCUGUUAACGGGAGCAAGAAUGAAAACUCAGAUUUUGGUCUCGGCACAUACUUGCGCUACAAGAAGAUGCAAUAUUUGGAGUGGAAGGCACUUGGUCAAAUGGGUUAGGGGGAUUUUUAUUUCACAAAUCAAUCGCCAUCACAAAAUACUGAAUGGCUGGACUAAAUCUGAUUGUGUGGUUACCGUAAGUGAAACAAACGAGUGUUAAACUGCAUUUGUUCACGUUUCUUCCAUUUGUGCAUACCAUUCUGAUUGAAUAAAUAUCUGAACAUGU